Messenger RNA from Cricetulus griseus (Chinese hamster), 901 nucleotides. NCBI's taxonomy places the organism in Eukaryota, Metazoa, Chordata, Mammalia, Rodentia, Cricetidae. The record is from RefSeq and is a predicted model, not a curated record.
CCAAGUUUCAACUUCCUUUUGGGGCAAGUCUUUCCCUACAGUAACCACAAUUCUUAGCAGAGGAGAACUGGAUGGUGCUGUAUUUCUCUGCCUCCCAGAAAGAUUCAAACCAUGAGAUUAUCAGCAAGAAUUAUUUGGCUUAUAUUAUGGACUGUUUGUGUAGCAGAAGAUUGUAAAGGUCCUCCUCCAAAAGAAAAUACAGAAAUUCUGUCAGGGUCUUGGCCUGACCAACCAUACCCAGAAGGCAUUCAAGCCACCUACAAAUGCCGCCCUGGAUACCGAACACUUGGAACUAUUGUUAAAGUAUGCAAGGGUGGAAAAUGGGUGGCUUCUAACCCAUCCAGGAUCUGUCGGAAAAGGCCAUGUGGGCAUCCUGGAGAUACACCCUUUGGGUCCUUUAGCCUGGCAGUUGGAACUGCGUUUGAGUUUGGUGCAAAGGUUGUUUAUACCUGCAAUGAGGGGUAUCAACUGUUAGGUGAGAUUGAUUACCGUGAAUGUGAUGCGGAUGGGUGGACCAAUGACAUUCCAUUAUGUGAAGUUGUUAAGUGUUUGCCAGUGACAGAACCAGAGAAUGGAAGAAUUGUAAGUGGCUCAGUGGAACCAGACCAGGAAUAUUAUUUUGGACAGGUGGUGCGCUUUGACUGCAAUGCAGGCUUCAAGGUUGAAGGACAGAAAGCAAUCCACUGCUCAGAAAACGGCCUUUGGAGCAGUGAAAAGCCGAGAUGUGUGGAGAUUUCCUGCACACCACCAGUAGUUGCAAAUGGACAAGCUGUAUCCAAGAAACCAGUUUACAAGGAGAAUGAAAGGUAUCAGUAUCAAUGUGACCGAGGUUUUGUGUACAGAGAACGAGGGGAUGCAGUCUGCACAGUUUCCGGAUGGAGUCCUCAGCCUGCCUGUGAAG